Messenger RNA from Lolium perenne, 2643 nucleotides. Lineage: Eukaryota; Viridiplantae; Streptophyta; Magnoliopsida; Poales; Poaceae. The record is from RefSeq and is a predicted model, not a curated record.
AUGGUCGGCCGGUGGGGGCGGAGCAGAGAGCUCGGCGGCGCCGGAUGCAGAGGUGGGCGGCGCCGGAUGCAGAUCAGGCGGGCGGCGGCGUAUGCAGAGGCGGGCGGCGGUGGACGCAGAGGCAGACGAUGCUGGGGGUUUGUUGCCGACAGCAUACUACGAGGUUUUGACCUCAACAAACCAGCGCAAACAGAAGGUUAUGAUGGUGCUGAUCAAGAUGGGAAUGAUGCAGCAAAUUUUGUUCCUGGACCAAAUAGUACAGCAACUGCAGGUGCUUCCAAUGUUGCUGAAGAAGAUGGUGAAGAAAUUUGUUCACAGCCUAUGGUUCCAUUUGUUGGGAUGAUGUUCGAUGACCUUGAUGUAGCAAAACAAGUAUAUAAUGACUAUGCGUGGAAGCUUGGUUUCGGCAGACGCAUUGGAAACACCAAGUAUAGCACAACACGAGGAGUGCCAAAGGACACGAUUCUGAGCAGAGUGUUUGAGUGUGUGCAUACUGGUAAACCAGCAGCUGAAUGUAAGAAUGCUGCUGCGAGAAGCAAAGAAGCUGCUGCAAAAGUAAAAGAAGCUUCUGUCGAUAUGAGUAACAUUGGUGAGCAAAAGUCAAGAAGCAAACAAGCUGGAUCUGAGAUGGACGUGAAUGAAUCAAAGCAGCGUAAUAUUUUGCUUCGAUGUGACUGUAAAGCACAUAUGGUUGUUGGGAAGCGGAAUGGCCUUUGGUCUAUCACUGUUUUUAAAGAAGAACACACCCACCCAAUGGUGAAGCUAGCAGGGAGGCGAUGCUACUACAGAUCACAUAGGAAAGUCCCAGAAGAAGAUUUCCAAUUCCUACAGACGCUACAUAAUCAAAACAUUACAACCGCUCAGAUAAUGGGUUGUCUAGGAAGUGUGCAUGGUGGCGACCCAAGGACGCUAGGCUACGUGAAGAGAGAUGUGUCUAACAUAAGGACAAUGCUGCGAGAGGAAGUAUCACAUCGUGAUAUGAGCAUGGUGAUUGAGUACUUUGAACGCAGGAAAGCAGAAAGUCCAAAUUUCUUUUAUGACACACUAGUGGAUUCAAACAAUGCUAUCAGAGGACUAUUCUGGGUGGAUGGAAGGACCAGAGCACUAUACCUUAAGUACAAGGACUGUGUUAUGCUUUGCUACCGGAUGAAACAACAGAAACAUUCAAGUGGGUAUAUAUUUGAAAGGUGGAUGCUCGCAAUGAAUCAGAUGCACCCAGAUCAUAUAAUGACAGACCAGGACCAGGCUAUAGCUACUGCAAUUGACAAGGUAUUUCCAAAUUCAGUACACAGAUGCUGCUUCUACCAUGUGCUGCACCUUGCAAGGAAAAAACUUGGUCCAAAUUUGGGAGAAGGCCAUCCAUUUGCAGAUGCAUUUUACUCAUGCAUAUAUGGAACUGAUACUAUUGAGGAAUUUGAAUUCUGCUGGCAGCAUAUGCUGCGAAGCUUCGACAUGGCAGAGAACAAUGACCUCAAUAAUAUGUGGAAGAGCAGAAAGACAUGGGCACCAGUUUACUUCAGGAAAAGUUUUUUCCCAUUCACAAGCACAACUGGAAGAUUGGAAGGCCUUAACUCAUACUUCAAGACAUUGGUUCGCCCUAGUGACUCCGUGUGGAAUUUCGUGCAGCAGUAUGAGUUGUGCCAGAAUUUGAUGUUGGAUCGUGAAGACAAUGCGGGCUUCACAAUGAAGACGACGACAGCAAAGCUUUGGGGCAGUUACAGCAUUGAAGAACAGGCAUUGAAAUUUUACACAAGGGAAGUCUUCGACAGGUUCCAAAAAAUGGUGCAGAGUUCUACAAGAUUUUACCCUAUCCAUGUAGAGGCAGAAGGCUUAUGUUUUGAUCUUGUUCCAAAUCAAGACCUUGAUGUGAAAACUUAUCGGGUUGCAGUUAACCCUGAAGAAGGAUUGUACACAUGUGGCUGCAACAUGUUUGAGAUGUGUGGUUUAAUAUGCCCACAUAUCAUUAGGGUAAUGGUGCAGCUCAAUGUGCAGCAAAUACCAGGAAGAUACAUGCUUGAAAGGUGGUCUGCAGCAGCAACAGCACAUGCCCCGGAACCUGGGACAAAUACAAUCAGAUUUGGUGUCCCAACAACUAACACACUCAAGUACAACUCACUGUGCAGAAAGAUGAAUCAGUUGGCAUCUGACGCAUGCUUCGAUGAUGAUACAUAUGUUGCUGUUUCCCGCAUUGUUGACGAAGCAAGCAAAGUUGUUGCUACAAUGAUUAAAGAAAAAAGUCGAGUGCAGCAAGAAGGAGAAGGUUAUCAGCAUAGACAGGGUGAGAACCAGAGACAGCAAAAACCUGAAGCUCCACAGCACCAUCAACAAACAACAACAGUAGAUGGUACUGCAAGUCAACAGGUGAAGAAUCCUCCACGUAUGAAGCCAAAAGGUCGCCCAAAGAUAACAGAAAAGCGAAGGAAGACAUUGGUCGAGCUGCGGGAUGAGGCCAAUGAGAAGAGAAGGAAGAAGCAAAGUGAGCCUAAAACACCAAAAGAGCCAAAACCAAAGAGGAAGUACAGGAAGAAGAAGUGCCCAUUCUGUGGUGAUGAAGAUCAUAUAUAUGUAAAGGAAUGCAAGUACAUGAAAAUUGCUUUGGCUAGAGAAGAUGCAAUGCAAGCGGGAGCAGAUUUGACAUUAUAG